UUUUCCUAGAAGCUGCCUGUCAAGACUGAGAAGAAAGACACAUUUCUUAAUAAUGAUUAAUCAGCUGUAUCUGAAAAGAAAAAGAAAACAAUUCAGGAAAUAAGAUGCUAAGGAAAGGUGGGGAAAAAUGAUCUCCCCCCAGACGGACCCACCCAGUUAAACCCUGACAGCAUUUCCUUGUGUUCACCUGCAUAAAAGUGACCAGCCCUUUCCAAGUGGCAAGGAGCGCAGAGAGAAGGCAUAGGGGUGGCCCUGGAGCACUCUGUGAGAGGACAUGAAGGCACUGUGCAUUUCCCUCUGCCUCCUGGGUGCCGGGCUCUUCCUGUGCUCAGCGCACGCCCGAGGCCUCAGGAGAUGCCUGAUUUCCAUGAACUUGCACCGUGUGGAGGAGAGCUUCCGAGGAAUCAAAACAGCCAUUCAAGCUAAGGACACCUUCCAAAACGUCACCAUCCUGUCCCCAUCGGAGACCCUGCAUGGCAUUAAGCCCUUAGAUGUGUGCUGCGUGACCAAGAACCUCCUGGCAUUUUAUGUGGACAGGGUGUUCAAGGACCAUCAGGAGCUGAACCCCCAAAUCAUGAGAAAAAUCAGCAGCCUUGCCAACUCUUUCCUCUACAUGCAGAAGACUCUACAACAAUGUCAGAAUCUGUGUCACUGCAGACAGGAAGCAACCAAUGCAACCAGAAUCAUCCAUGACAACUAUGAUCAGCUGGAGGUCCGGUCUGCUGCCAUUAAGUCUCUGGGAGAGCUGGAUGUCUUUCUAGCCUGGAUUGACAAGCAUCAUCGAGGAACUUCCGCUGCCUCAAGACAAGGAACCUAAUCUGGGGGGAUGAAGGGCCCCUGAGAGGUUUCUGGUGGGGGACAGCCAACUUGGAAGGGGAGGGAGACGGGGGAGGCCCUGUUUUAUGCAAAUGAGGGUCUUUUUGAGGAAGUCUUCCUGCUUGUUUGGAAUUCUCUUCUCUGGGCUGAGGUGUUGUAAGGGGAAAUUCUGGGUUUGAGCACACCUCACCUUGUGGCUAAAAUCUCACUGGCUGGGCCCAGCUUGUCUGAUCUCACCUGAAGGUAUCCAAGCAGUCUACUGGUUUUAUAUUUGUAACAAAAUAUGUCUGUUGAGAGGUCCUGCGGGGCCAUCCUGGAGGGAGAGGGUGGGCUUCCUUAAUUUAUUGUGAAGUUUCUUAUCCCAUGUCUGUGAUGUGAGCUAAGCGAUAUCCUGUGGUGCAUAUUGUACUGACUGGUUUUUUUCUGAAUAAAUUCUGUUCUUUACCAA
Molecule: messenger RNA, 1264 nt
Organism: Bubalus bubalis (water buffalo)
Lineage: Eukaryota; Metazoa; Chordata; Mammalia; Artiodactyla; Bovidae
Gene: IL19
Product: interleukin 19
Exons: 6
Coding region: 275-817 (180 amino acids)
Source: RefSeq, a predicted model, not a curated record